GCCUGUUCUGACAGCUUCAGGCCGCCUGGAAUGGGAGGGAGCAGGAGGUAUCGCGAGAGUUGGCCCCAAGCCUUGUGGGAGCUGUAAUUAUGGCGAGCUUGGGGGUAGAGGCUGAGCAGGAGCCGCUCUUAGGCCACAGCAUACCCGGAAGCAGAGAAUGGGAUAUUAUAGAAACUGAGGAGCAUUAUAAGAGCCGAUGGAGAUCUAUUAGGAUUCUGUAUCUUACUAUGUUUCUUAGCAGUGUAGGAUUUUCUAUUGUGAUAAUGUCAAUAUGGCCAUAUCUCCAAAAGAUUGAUCAGACUGCCGAUGCAAGUUUUUUGGGCUGGGUUAUUGCUUCUUUUAGCCUUGGCCAAAUGGUAGCUUCACCUAUAUUUGGUUUGUGGUCUAACUAUCGACCAAGAAAAGAACCUCUUACAGUUUCCAUUUUCAUUUCGGUGGCAGCCAACUGCCUCUAUGCAUAUGUCCAGGUUCCAGCUUCUCAUAAUAAAUACUACAUGUUGGUUGCUCGUGGAUUGGUGGGAUUUGGAGCAGGAAAUGUAGCUGUUAUUAGAUCAUAUAUUGCUGGUGCUACCUCUCUUCAGGAAAGAACAAGUUCCAUGGCAAACACAAGUGCAUGUCAAGCAUUAGGUUUUAUUCUAGGUCCAGUUUUUCAGACUUGUUUUGCACUCAUUGGAGAAAAGGGCGUGACAUGGGAUACCAUUAAGCUGCAGAUAAACAUGUACACAGCACCAGUUUUACUUGGCGCCUUCCUGGGAAUUUUAAAUAUUAUUCUGAUUCUUACUGUAUUAAGAGAACAUCGUGUGGAUGACUCAGGACGACAGUGUAAAAAUAUUAAUUUUGAAGAAGCAAGUACAGAUGAAGUUCAGGUCCCCCAAGGAAAUAUUGAUCAAGUUGCUGUUGUGGCCACCAAUGUUCUGUUUUUUGUGAUUCUGUUUAUCUUUGCCCUUUUUGAAACCAUUGUUACUCCAUUAACAAUGGAUAUGUAUGCCUGGACCAGAGAACAAGCUGUGUUAUACGAUGGCAUAAUACUUGCUGCUCUUGGAGUUGAGGCAGUUAUUAUUUUCAUGGGGAUAAAAUUACUUUCCAAAAAGGUUGGCGAGCGUGCUAUUCUACUGGGAGGACUCAUUGUUGUAUGGGUUGGCUUCUUUAUCUUGUUACCUUGGGGACAUCAGUUUCCCAAAAUACAGUGGGAAGAUUUACAUAAUAAUUCAAUCCCUAAUACCACAUUUGGAGAAAUAAUUAUUACUCUUUGGAAGAUUCCAAGAGAAGAUCACAAUGAAGGACCAACUGGUUGCCCAGUUGAACAAGCCUGGUGCCUCUACACCCCCAUGAUCCAUCUGGCCCAGUUCCUCACAUCAGCUGUGCUAAUUGGCAUAGGCUAUCCAUCCUGUAAUGUUAUGUCAUAUACAUUAUAUUCAAAAAUUCUGGGGCCAAAACCUCAGGGUGUGUACAUGGGCUGGUUAACAGCGUCUGGAAGUGCAGCACGGAUUCUUGGACCCGUCUUCAUCAGCCAAGUGUACGCUGCCUGGGGUCCACGAUGGGCUUUCAGCCUCGUGUGUGGAAUGGUGGUGCUCACCAUCACACUUCUGGCUGUGGUUUACAGAAGACUCAUUGCUUUUUCUUAAUCUUACAGAGUGAAGAUCCUAUUAUGAUUCCCAUUUUACAGAUGAAGGAGCAGAGGCACAGAGAAAUUAAGGCAUUCUCUGUUUUGUGGCUUGUCUUGCCAAAAGGACCCAGGAAUCAAAUAAAGGAACUUAUACUAGCCAAAAAUGAGACAAUUAAAGCAUUGAGUGCUUCCCUGGUGGCACAGUGGUUGAGAAUCUGCCGGCUAAUGGAGGGGACACGGGUUCGAGCCCUGGUCUGGGAAGAUCCCACAUGCCGUGGAGCAACUGGGCCCGUGAGCCACAACUGCUGAGCCUGUGCGUCUGGAGCCUGUGCCCCGCAACGGGAGGGGCCGCGAUAGUGAGAGGCCUGCGCACCGCGAUGAAGAGUGGCCCCCGCACCACGAUGAAGUGGGCCCCGCUUGCCGCAACUAGAGAAAGCCCUCACACGAAACGAAGACCCAACACAGCUAAAAAUAAAUAAAUAAAUAUUAAAAAAAAUAAAAUAAAAUAAGGCAUUGAGAAGAAUAAUAUCUGCAGCCAAUUUAAACAGAUCGAAUGUGUGAAAAUCUAUGAGUUCAUAAUGAUAUUAAAAGUAAGAAACACACUGGUCACCUUUGGAGGUUGCUAGGGCUUUAACUCUUUACUCUAAAAACCAGGAAAUAAAGACUUUUAAGCUUCUCUUCUGCCUCUCCUGUAUCUAAACUUCAGGGUAAUAAAAUAUUGAUGAAGGAAAGUUAUUUCCUAUAGAAUAAUCCAAGCUAAUAAAUACAAGGGAAUAAUAGAAAAACCCCCAUCUAGCAUCCUUUAGUGAAAUCAUAUUAUAGAUAUGGGCACCAUUCAUCAGUGAAUGAUAAAACUACUGAGGUGGAAGAUUAUUGAGGAACUUUCCAAAGGAUGGAGGAAGCCGACAACACCUGAACGCACUGAUCACUCUUAACAUCAUUAAAAGUGGGUCAGCGUUACGUGCCUCCUGACUUGAUGCAGCAGCAAGUACUCAGCACCACCUAUGAAAGUGUUCCUGCCAAACAACACUGAGUCAGAAUCUAAUCAAGCCCGUAGAUAUAAACUACCAGUUUACAGGAAAUACGAAAGGCACAACUAAAAGCCACCUCUAGGAAGUAAUCAUCUAAGCCCAGAAGAUGAUAUAUUCUAUAGAUAAAUGGUCCAGUUUCUUAAAAUUAAAAAAAAAAAAAAAUGGCAUGGAAAAAAUAAAAGUUGAGAGAUCAGCAGUCAUAGAUGAAAAGAAACUUCAGAGAUAUAUAAAACAAAUGCAUUAUAUAGAUCUUAUUUUGGAUCUUGUUUUAAGUCAAAUGUAAAAGGGGUAUUUUUGAGGUAAUCGGAGAAAUUUGAAACUGGACUCACCAUUAAAUAUUAAGGAAUUACUGUUAAUUCUGAGAUAUGUGUUAUUGGUUAUGCUUUUAAAAGCUCCUUAUCUGUUAAAGGUACUAAAGAAUUAAUGAUAGAAAUUAUAUGAUUUCUGGGAUUUGCCUCAGAAUACUCCAGUUGGGGAAGGAUAUCAGUAAGAAAGAUGAAACAAGAUUGGCAAAAUAUUUGUUGAAGUUGGGUGGGAGACACAUGGAUGUUCCUUAUCCUGGUAUAUCUGUACUUCUGUGUGUUUUUAAAUUUCCACAAUUAGUUUAACGUUUAGUAACAUAAUCAGCUGUGUAGUUUAGAAUGAGCUGGCUGCAGUGUGAAGUAUGAAUUGGAAGGGAUGUGGAGGACAUUUAUCAUGUAUGUGACCACUCUUCAUUUCCUGCAGACCCUUCUACAUUUGGAGAAUUUCUCACAUUGGGCCUCUCCUUUUAGAUAGAAGCCGAAAUGCAUUCGUUCUCUCUACCUUUGCAGCCAAGGCAUGAGCUUGUGUUUCUGGCUCUGCCAGUACACGCCUCCAAUGUGAAACUUCAUAAGGAACUGAGCAAGAAGAGGAAGUGAGCAGCAUAAGCAAAACUGACUUCAGUGAGGGAGCAAGGUCAGUGGCUGAAUUCUGAGAAAGCAGCCAGAGCUCCCAGAACCUAGUCCCCUAGCUUCAACAGCAUGGCUGUGGGGUCUGUGCUGAGCAGGGUUGUUAGGAUGUCUUCUUCUGGGGAAGCUCCUACACUGUGAUUCAGCCAUUGUUUUUAGCUGCAAAGCCUGAAUCUCUUUCCCUCCUCGAGGGUCUGUGAGCUGAUAUCCUUUAAUAAAUAUAUUCUCUGUAUAAACUAACUAGGUUAGAUUUUGAUGUUUGCAAGUAAAAACGCUGACUCACGCAGGAGGCAAGAGUAGAUGUUUAGAGACAAGCAGGAGGCUAUUGCAGUAGUUCAGAUGAGUGAUGCUGGUGACUUGAAUUAGGGAACUGACAGUGGAAUUGGGAAUUAAAAGUAUGUAAAAUAUAUUUUAGAGGUAGAGUUGGCAGGAUUAACUGGUGAUUAGAUGAGGUAAAAGAAGGUGUUAAGAAUCAGUUCCAGGAUUCUGACAUGAACAGCUAGUGAUGCAGAUGCCAUUUACUGGAAUAAAUACUGAGAAGAAACAGGAAGAGUGCAGUUGAACUAAUGUUCUCAUAGACAACAAAGGCAUGCCAGACAGAUAUGCCCAUAAAGCAGAUAAAAACAGAAUGUAUUAUAAAAUGAGAUGAAAGAAAUUACAAAGUAAUGGAAAGAUUAAAAAAUAACAUCGUAAUUUGAAAAACAGAAAUGGGAAAAUUUCCCAAUGAACUAGAGAAAUAAGAUAAUAGGAAGGUAUGAAAAUAUUGCUGGCAGAGCUCAGGAAAGAAUAAGAAAUUUAAAAAAUAAUUUCAGACAUGAAGAACAAAUUAGAAGGAACACAAGAGUAAAUAAGAUGCCACAGAUAACUUCUUAAGGGAAAUUGAAGAUGGAGGAAAAUUAAAAUAACAGAAAUAGAGAAAAAAAUGAUGUGGAGAAAGUGAUGGAUAUAAAAAUUAGGCACAGGUGAUUUAACAUACAUAUAGCAGAACUCCUUGAAGAAGAAAACCAAAAGCAAUGAAACAGAACAAAUUCUAAAAACUUUAAUUCAAGAAAAAUCUGCUGAAAGAAAAUUUAAAUAUGCAUAUGAAAAGGAAAUUCAACAUGAAAGAAGGGAGGAAAGGAAGAUAAAGCAAAGAAGAAGUAUGGUUAGUAGAAAACACAGAAUAAGAUGGGAAGUAAAUGCAACAGAACUGUAAUGACAAACAGUGAAAAUAAAUCAGAAAUGAUAAUAAAUGUAAACAAAGUAGACUACAGAGCUUAUUACAUUGGAUUGAAAAAAAUCAGCUGUAUAGUAUGUAUAAGAGAAAUACCUGAAACAU
Molecule: messenger RNA, 4884 nt
Organism: Balaenoptera ricei (Rice's whale)
Lineage: Eukaryota; Metazoa; Chordata; Mammalia; Artiodactyla; Balaenopteridae
Gene: MFSD8
Product: major facilitator superfamily domain containing 8
Exons: 14
Coding region: 90-1625 (511 amino acids)
Biological process (GO): transmembrane transport
Cellular component (GO): lysosomal membrane
Molecular function (GO): transmembrane transporter activity
Source: RefSeq, a predicted model, not a curated record